GCUAGGCUCCGGCAGCCGGAAGUCCCGCCUGCCGUGUAGUCGCCGCUGCUGCUGCUGCUGCCGUCGUUGUUGUUGUGGUUGGUGCGCUGAGCUCCGCGGCUCCGAGAGCCGGCUGCAUCCCUUCCCCGCCGCCGCCAUGAAGUGGAUGUUCAAGGAGGACCACUCGCUGGAACACAGAUGUGUGGAAUCUGCGAAGAUCCGAGCGAAAUAUCCCGACCGGGUUCCGGUGAUUGUGGAAAAAGUCUCAGGCUCUCAGAUUGUUGACAUUGACAAACGGAAGUAUCUGGUUCCAUCUGACAUCACUGUGGCUCAGUUCAUGUGGAUCAUCAGGAAAAGGAUCCAGCUUCCUUCUGAAAAGGCAAUCUUCCUGUUUGUGGAUAAGACAGUCCCACAGUCCAGGGUCCAUAGCAGUGGCCACUGUCCUCCCACCUCACCCCAUCUGCCCUCCCCUGCUGGGAAAGAGAAAUCCAGGUCCGGUGGAAGCACGUGGGCUCCAAAGCAGAUGGGUGACCAGGUGUGUGCCCAUCAGUCCAGCCGGUUCAUGAGUCAAGCUGGAUCCCACAGCCUUCAUGAGCUGCCCUUGGUUGGCCCUUGCCCCUUGGGGGAGGUUCUGCAGGGAUCAGGCACCCACACAGUUCUAGGUCAGCCUCCUCCAGCGCAGAGGCUCUUGAGCAGCUUAAAUCUAAUGUUUGCCCUCAGCAGCUCGGCUAUUUCUGGAUGUGGAUCCUUCUGAAAGGUGCCGUUAUGAAAGGCUCAUUUGUCUGGAUCUGUGUGACUCUGAAUGGAGGGGUGGGUGACAGUACUUGAGGGUAUCACCAUACCUUACUUAGAUUGGCUUCGUGACUUACAAUCUGCCACUGGCUUUUUCCAUUUCUUUCCUGGUCAGACUCAAGAGUUUGGAAGGUGGCAGUGCUUCUGGUACUCAGCGGUACCCUUCUGGGUUGGGUGCAUGUAUGUAAUAGUUGAUGCCACAGCGGUGUGCUUUAGUGUCAGGGACUGGAGGUCAUCUGUGGGUGUCUUCCCCAGCCAGUGACUUAGGCAGGAGGCCUUGGAGUUGCAGUGUUGCUCGUAAGUGAUCAGGCCAUUCAGCAGGUCUGUGCGGCUUGGCCUCGCGGGCGCAUGCGUGUGAGGAUCCUCCGGGCAUUCUGGCAGCAGCCUGCCCAGCGCUGUAUGGCUUGGGCUCUGUGACCUCUGAGAGGGAAGCGCAUCUUCUCAGAGGCUUGUGGAACUUGUCCUAAACUGAUGUGCCAGCCUCCUGCUGUUUUAUCUCGCUGCCUUCCAUUUAACUCUUUUUUUUAAUGGACUUAAAAUUUAAACUGUUUGUGGCCUGGCUCUCUGGGGCUCCAGGCCAAAUUAUUCUGACUUUGUAUGUGUGUCACCCGAUUCCAUAAGUGCUAUUUUGAAAUCAUACCUUACAGAUGUGUCAGUCUUCUUUCUUGGCGCUCAGUGAUACCUCGAAACCGGGCAUUCGCUCACAGGCUGCUGAAUGGAGUGUUCAGCUCCCAGCGUUGAGUUUCCAAGUUUCUGCCCAAGGGGUGUCCCGAGUAUAAGGACCCAGUGCUGCUGCCAACUAAAUAAAGUUUCCACACGAGGCUGCGUGACAGAGAAAGUUUCCACGCGGGGCAGGGAGAGGAAUCUUGCAGUCACCAGGCACAACAGUUGUCACGUUACAGGAUCUGAAGGAGGGAGCUCUGUGUGACGCAGAGGCUGGCAGUGGCGGCCUUACCUGGGAAGCUGUUACAAAUGUAGAAUCUCAGGCCCCACUCCGACCUACUGAAUCCAGAUGGGCACUUGAACUAGAGUGCCAGUGAUUUUGUAUGCACGUUUGUGUGUGUGAGAGGCGCUUUUCUCAGGGAGACCUCUGCGGGAGCUACGGGAUGCUGCCGUUCGGCCAGUAGAAUGGAUCUGUGUAUGCACUUGGAGGCAGCCCAGCACAGUGGUAAGAGUGUGUCCUAGCUGUGUGAUCUGGGGUGAGUCACUUAACUUCUCUGUGGCUCACUUCUAUUAUUUCUAAACUUCGGCCGCCUCAUAAGAUUGUUGUGAGGAUAAAAAGAGUUAAUAUAGGGGCGCCUGGGUGGCUCAGUCGGCUAAGCGUCCGACUUCAGCUCAGGUCACGAUCUCGCAGUUGGUGGGUUUGAGCCCUGCACUGGACUCUGUGCUGACAGCUCGGAGCCUGGAGCCUGUUUCAGAUUCUGUGUCUCCCUCUCUCUCUGACCCACCCCGUUCAUGCUCUAUCUCUCUCUGUCUCAAAAAUAAAUAAAGGUUAAAAAAAAAAUUAAAAAAAAAAAGAGUUAAUAUAAACACACUUAGAACAGUGCUUGGCACGUAAGUGCUAUUAUAAUUAGGAGUUUUAUGAUCACCCUCCAUAGCUGCCGGGGCACUGGUUAGAGAGAUUUAUAAAUGCAGGUUUUACUUAGAAGACGAUGGAAUCUAAAAGCAGGCAGGAAUGAGAGCCGCAUGAUGAUGGACCUUCGCAUUCAGUCUCAGAGGCUGCCUUAGACAGCGUGGCUCCGGUGGUCAUUGUUCAUAUUAGGCAGAGUCAGGGGUUGGCCGCUGGUAUUUAUGAGCUCUUCGAGUGUUUCUUACACAGAAGUGGGAUUUAGAGCCAUCGCACUAGGGCUGCUAACUUGCUAGGAAAAGAGCACACUUAGUCUUCAGAUGGAGCCAGACUUGACAUUGGCAUCAAGGGGUGGCCGCCUUUGAACUGCACACAGUGUCUUUGACCUCUGCCUCUAAAUCCCUCUGGUACUGGUGGUGGGGAGAGGGGAGGACAGGUGCUCGUCAUGGUCAUCCUGGAUACUAGGAUGACGUGGGGCUAAGAGAGCUGUGGCAAUAACUGUAGCUGUUUUCCCUGUGGCCUCAUUCUAAGGAGUCUCAGAGAAAAGCAGGGUUCCUCAGGGCAUUCCCAACCACCAGGGUUAAGAAUCUUCCUGAGAGACUGAGCUCCAUGUCAAGCCUUUUGCUAGCCGCUGGCUCCUUACUCCAGUCCCAGAUCACAUGACUCUUAAAGAUGAGCAUCUCAAACAGGCAAAGACUAGCAUGUGUCUUCCUCUGGCAGAGAGACCGGUUCUCAACCUAGCUGCACCUGGAAUCAUCUUGGGCAUUUUAAAACAUACUGAUGCCUGGCUCCGACCUCCAGAGAUUCUGAUUUAAUUGGUCUGGGGUGGGUCUUGGGCAGGGAGAGGUUUUAAAGUUCCCGGAGAUUCUGUUGUGUAGCUGAGGUUGAGACCCAACACUCUAGGGGUCCCCAGGAUGGGGUUCCUGUCUCUACCCACUGUCCCUCAAGUCCUCACAUGUUCCAGGUCAGUGCUGUCGAGAAAUGGCCUGUGCAAAUUACAUUACAAAUGUAAUUUAAAAUGUUCCAGUACAUUUAAAGAGAAACAGGUGAAAUUAAUUUUAAUAGUAUACUUUAUUUAGUAUAUCUAAAAUGUCAUUUCAGCAGGUAAUAAAAAUUGAGAUUUGUACAUCCUUUUUUCAUAUCAGGUCUUGAAAUCGUGUAUAUGUUUUACACUUACAGCACAUCCCAAUUCAGGGAGCCUUAUUUCAAGUGCUGAAUGUAGCCAGCGGCUACUGUAUGGGACGGCAAAAAUACAGGACAUUUCUAUCAUGGCAGAAAUAGCACUAGUGGAUAGGGCCAUUCCAGGAAGUCUUUCUGUGGAGUCCAGGUUAGGAGGUCCUCACAGGGAGCGCCGUUUACCAGAUGCUGGUGACAGGUCCUUUGUAUUCAUACCUAUCCACCCCCACUUGUUACUUAAGAAUUCUCAUCUACCCACACAGCCAACCAGGCUAACCUUGCAAUUGGGCAGGAAGAAGAGAAAAGGAAAAAUUCCCCUUUGUAAAAAUGUGGCCUGUAUCCCUGUUUAUAUGGAGGUCCCAUGAGGCCUGCUAGGAACACAGCAGCAGGGUGGGGCUGUGAUUGUUUCACCAGCUUGAGGCCUCGGACCCCUCCAUCUCCCGCCCCCCUGCCUCAGUUUUACUGAAUCCUGCAUGUGAGCACCUAUUGUGACCUGUCCAGCUAGUGACCUCUGACGUCUUCAGCUGGCUCUCAGACUGGUAUCUUACUGCUGGUUCUGGUUGACCCCACGCGUGUGGUCACACUGAUGUUUAGCACAUGUCUGUGCCUCCUCCUCGGCUCUCCUAGAACAGUCACGUGGCCAGAGCUCGCCUGGGGUUCCCCGUGUUACUAGUCUUACCCUGGAGCCGGUACAGCUCAGUUUCAUGGCAGAGAACUAGAUUAGGUCUCCUGUACUGCAGUCUGUUUUAUGGCUUAGGGAAAACCAGUUUUCCCACCCACACAUGUUUAAACAAUACCUAUUUCUGGAGGGUUCUUCGGAAGGUUGGGCAGAGUUUCUCUGGAUUCCAGAUAUAUAUAUUCUGAGAACUUUCUGCAUUACGUGUGAGGAAAAUAACUUCUCUUUGAUGGCACCGAUGCCGAUCUCGGGGGCACAGCGUUUUUGGUGGGGGAGCAUCUACAAGAAUGAACCCACUUGUACUUACGUUAGGUACAAAUGAUCCACCUUCAAAUGAGCCUGAAGGAGAAGCACGCUCCAUGUACACUUCUUUACCUUGGCCCUCCACCCACACAGGGAUGGGCUGCUUAGGCUCUUAAUUUUGCUUAGUUUUUUUGUCUUGCCCUCGGCAUCCAGAAAGCAUUCAAGCUAACCAGAGCUGGCCUCUGAAGGAAUAACUUGGCGUGAGGGUGGGUUAAAUGGCCUUGCUUCAGGGCAGGAGAAUGGACAUUUGAUUCUAGUCUUGUCUACUGAUUGCCAGAGGCCUAAUUUAUCCUGGCUCCAUUUCCCUUCUGUAAAGCUGGAUUGUCGGCACACGGCAGUGCUAAGAUUUCAAUUACUUUUCUUGUCUACCACCAAAAGUACGGUAGAACAGCUAGUUUUUAUUUUUUUUUUUAAAUUUUAAAUGUGUAUUUAUUUUUGAGAGACACGGAGAGAGACAGCGCGAGUGGGAGAGGGGGGGAGAGAGAGAGAGAGAGAGCGCGCGCACGUGAGUGGGGGAGGGGAGAGAGAGGGAGACACAGAAUCCGAAACAGGCUCCAGGCUCUGAGCUGUCAGCACAGAUGCUUAACCUACAGAGCCACCCAGGCGCCCCAGGCAGCUUGUUUUAGUAGUCAAGUCCCUUAUCUUCAAACAGACUUGCUCCCAGCACCUUGUGGGUAGACUCAGUGACCAAACCCAAUUUUCAAUGUUGUUUUUUGUUUUUCUCUUUCAAGCCUAACUAUGGGACAGCUUUACGAGAAGGAAAAAGAUGAAGACGGAUUCUUGUA
Messenger RNA from Neofelis nebulosa (Clouded leopard), 5278 nucleotides. It is a transcript of the gene GABARAPL2, whose product is annotated as GABA type A receptor associated protein like 2. Gene Ontology annotation, biological process: autophagosome assembly; autophagy of mitochondrion; macroautophagy. The record is from RefSeq and is a predicted model, not a curated record. Lineage: Eukaryota; Metazoa; Chordata; Mammalia; Carnivora; Felidae. The transcript has 4 exons. Gene Ontology annotation, cellular component: cytosol; autophagosome; autophagosome membrane. Bases 137 to 733 code for a protein of 198 amino acids. Gene Ontology annotation, molecular function: ubiquitin protein ligase binding.